Drosophila serrata is the source of this 825-nucleotide messenger RNA. RefSeq lists its product as uncharacterized. Lineage: Eukaryota; Metazoa; Arthropoda; Insecta; Diptera; Drosophilidae. The record is from RefSeq and is a predicted model, not a curated record.
AUGGUUCUCAUGGAGAGCUACUUUUUCUGCGCCUCGGUUCGAUUGGGUGUCCUUAUCAUCUGUUUUGUGGCCGCUCUGAAAAGCACCAUCAUUAUGUGGUUGAUCUUCACCGAUGGAACUGCCUUUCUCUAUGUCAUCAUUAACAUUUUCGAAUCCCAUUACAAGACGAGUACAAUUGUCCAUGAAUCGGUCAACUGGAUAGAGCAGUAUCCCAAGGAGCUCAUGAUGUUCUUUCAACUCUACAGCUUUUGCCACAUUGUGUCUUGUGUAGUUGCAGCCUAUGGAGCAUACAAGGUGAAAAAGUGCCACGUCAUACCUUUGGCCAUCUUCGAAUUCUUUUACACAGUCCAAGUCGUAGUCCUAGCAACUAUAGCUCUUCGGAUUGUAAGACACAUAGUGCCCCUGGCCACAUUGAUUCUUUUAACCCUAGGCUUAACAUUCUACGCAAUGUUGGUUGCCUACGACACCCUUCUGCUAAUUGCAUUCAUACAAAUUAUGUUUUUGGUUUGGAGUGAACGAUACCAACGAUUAUAUGGAGCUGAUCCCUUAAAUCCCGUCCUCAAUGGGAAGACUUUUAAGGAAAUGACAGACAAUUCUUCUCCCAUCUCGCAGCAACCAAUAAUAAUAUAUGUAAUGCCAAAAGUUGGUCAAAAGUUAUGGAAUAUGCAACCACAAAAAUGGUGGAAGGAUGAAAUUAUUCAGGACGAAAAUUCUCAGGAAAAAGGACUCUUGCCAGAAGACUUCUCUAAUUAUUUUCAACGAGAGGAACUUUUAUCGAAAGUCCUUCUGAGAAAUGCCAUAAAUGGAAGUCAUUUGAAAAAAUAA